Camellia sinensis is the source of this 411-nucleotide messenger RNA. Lineage: Eukaryota; Viridiplantae; Streptophyta; Magnoliopsida; Ericales; Theaceae. The record is from RefSeq and is a predicted model, not a curated record.
AUGGUACAAGACGAAUUCGAAAACCCAGGUUCUAUCAAUGUUAGGUUUGGUAAUUCAAUCAGUGUAACUUCGAGUAGUGUGUUUGAAAGGGAUAGGUUUUACGAAGAGUACUCUGCAAUAAGGAAUGAAAGGCUGAAGAGAAAGAACAGUGAAAUAGGGGAUGAGAAGACGAAGAAGACUGUGUACGAUCUUGGAGUUAAAGUUGAAUCUGCAAAGAAAUGGGAUGUGAAAGGAUUGAGAAAAUCUGUACUUUCUACACCCAUGGCGACGAUGGAUCGAAGAGAGAAUCAGAGGUAUUUUCUGAGGAGUAGCAUUAAGGAAAACAAGAAACCUCCUUUGCCUGUGAAAUCUCAGAAAUCUGGGCUUGGUGGUGAUCGAAAAAUCGUACCACGAAGGGUUCUGAAAAGUUGA